ACGGGCGGGAUAUCCGCAGUAGCUAAUAACAUGGCGAAGACUUACGAUUACUUGUUUAAACUACUUUUAAUCGGCGAUUCGGGCGUCGGAAAGACUUGCGUGCUAUUUAGGUUCUCAGAGGAUGCCUUCAACUCAACGUUUAUCUCCACCAUAGGUAUUGACUUCAAGAUCAGAACAAUAGAAUUAGAUGGCAAGAAGAUCAAGCUACAAAUAUGGGACACAGCAGGGCAGGAGAGGUUCAGAACCAUCACAACAGCGUACUACAGAGGAGCCAUGGGCAUAAUGUUAGUAUACGACAUCACCAACGAGAAGUCGUUUGACAACAUCAAGAACUGGAUACGGAAUAUAGAAGAGCAUGCCUCAGCAGAUGUGGAGAGGAUGGUCCUUGGGAACAAAUGUGAUGUCAAUGACAAACGACAGGUGUCCAAAGAAAGAGGAGAGAAGCUGGCACUGGAAUACGGUAUCAAGUUUAUGGAGACCAGUGCAAAGGCCAACAUCAAUGUGGAGAAUGCCUUUUUGACCCUUGCAAGAGACAUCAAGGCAAAAAUGGACAAGAAGCUGGAGGGCAACAACCCGCAGGGCAGCAGUCAAGGAGUGAAGAUUACAGAGCAGCCCAAGAAGAGCAGUUUCUUCCGCUGCACGCUCCUGUGAGGAGACAGGGCUGUCAACGUCCACCAUUGCCUUAACCACAUCCCCCACUGGACAGAACUGGACAGAGCACACUCGCAUCUCCUUUGUCUUUCUUUUUCAGCUUUCUUUAUUUCUCUCUGCUCUUCUGUUUAAAAAAAAAAUUCACAUUCCCUUGCUUUGCCCAUCAUAAAGUCCCAUCGCAGUCAGUCAUUAAAGCGUACUAGGCUCAAGCAAACCAAACGCAAAAAACAGACCUCCCUUGACACCUGUACAUUCAAGUACUGUUGCCUCUGUUAAAUCCUUAGGCAGAGAGACUUGUGUCUGUUUCAGCUUCAUUCCUUAACUUUUAAUGAUUUUAAGGACUGUUUUGAAAGACAGACAAUUAUGUCGCAGACAAAAUGACAAAAAUCCUUACUGUCCACGGUCCAUAGCACUUUGAAACCAAUGCCACUGAAAUCAUUCCACUGAAAGGUUUUUUUGCAGUCACUGCCUUGACGAAUCUGUCUAAUUGGCCUCACUUACAUGUUGCUGGUAUCACUCGGUGAAGGCUCUUUGCUUCGGUGCUUAUCACAAAAAGUACCCUCUUCCAGAAGGGGCUCACUGCUCUCAUAGGCAUCCUGAGUUCAUUCAUAUUCCACAUGUCAGAUACUUGCUGCCUGUGUUGCAGUUUGUGAGCAUCUGUGGCCAACUGAGUAUCACCAGUAGCUUUUCUAAUUCUUCUACUAUAUUUAUGCACUGACUAUACUGUAAAUUGUAGCCUAGAUGGUUGUAUAUCAACAUGUAAAUUUAACAGUGGUUAUAUUUUAUUGUAUGAACCCGUAGCACCAGUGCAUUUUGCGCAUCGUAUCAACAUUCGGGUUUACGUGCCCUUUCAUUCACUUCCAGAAAAAUGCAUAUGCCUGUUCUCUUCUAAUUUCUGUGGAGUUUCAGGCUGAAACAUUCCAUUCUCGUGAUCUCCGAAAGUGUGCAAUGAUAUCUGCGAGGCCCGGAUUUUAAAGUCUUAUCUCAAGUACACACAUGGUUGUUUUGAAGCUGGGCUCUUGACAAAGUUUUGCGUUUCGGGGGACACAGAGAUUCCUUUUAUAGCGGCUGUGUUUAGCUGUUUAGGUGUUGUGUGAUCUCAUGAGAGCAGGAUGAGGCUGAUGCGGGGCGGAUGGUUAUUUAAUAAUGCACUUCAACUGGUGGACUAGCAGCACUGUUGUAAUUGGCUAUACCGAAGCUAAACACCAGGAGGCAAUACAGUUACACAGCAGUGGGACCGAAGGAAUCAUGGCAGUGAUGAAUUUAUUGUUUGAUGAUUUAUACGUUUCCUACAGUUAACAGUCCCAGUGGGGGAAGUUGUACAUAACCGUUUCCUAGGCCUUGAUAAGGAGCUGUGCUGUAGCAGUAUUUAUGGAGUGAAACAAAACAUAGCACCAAAAUGACAAAGUGCCCUUUUAUGUUCUUAUCGAUUAUGCACUUUUUCCAGUUGUCUUUCCGUACUAGCUGUGUGUCAGAGGAAUCUGUUGCUGGUGUUCAUAAUGAGUCUUAACUGAAAGCAAAGGAUAUCCUUGCACAAGUUUGCCGUUUGCAUUCACCCUGCACCCGAGCUGGGCUUCCUAAAACCGUUGUAGCACUGAGACCUUAUUUUUAUCAUUGCAUUGUAUAAUGAAGAUAUUAGUGCUAUGAUUUAAGGGUGUGAUUUUUUUUUUUUUUUUUUCUCACCUCAAGUUAAUUUUUAAUACAACUCUGCCCCUUUUGUUUCUACUGACAUUUUCCGUAGUUCCAGCUUCUUUCUCACUGUUUCCUCUUUUGAGGGUGGGGUUGUUUGGUCUAUUUGUUUUUGUAGCCGUUGGUUCAAUCACAUCCCCGUCGAUGCUUUUAGGAACUCCAGACACCGACUUGUUCUCCCAUACUGUAGCGUCACCUGACUUGUUUUGGCCCAGUGUCACGGCCUUCUGAACUAUGCAUCCCAAGUGCGUAAAAAAUCCUUGACAGCUUUGCACAUUUGACUUGACAAGCUUUAUUUGAGAUUAGAAAUGUGCAAAGGAUCUGACGUAUAACUUUGUGUUGUUUUUUUUUUUUUUUCUUUUUUUCUGUUGUCACUGCCUCUUUAUAUAUCUGUUGUCUUAAUGUGGAGCUCACAGAAUAGGAAAUUGAAAGCUGAUAGAAAUCACCACUGAGGUAUUCCGGUGAGCUUCCCAAGGCUUCAUGAUCAAUUAUUUCUAGUUGUGCAAAGAGAUGGUGAACUGAAUUUGUACCUGUUAACCUGUGGAUUAAAUCACCAUUACAUCGUGGUAUCGUAUCGGCUCAGUUGGACGUGGUCGAUGUUUCAGCAGUCAUCAGUCACACUGGCUGUCUCUCACACACAGACUGAGCUUGUUCUGGGCUGGAUCACCGUGUAUUAUUUUAGUCUUGAAAUAGGCUUAAUAUUGUUCUGGGAAACAGGCAAGGUUUCAUUUUGAUUGGAACUAUUUUCAAUUCUCACAUUGUGGAUCUGGCAGUUUUAUGUGAACAUAUCUUUAGCAUUCCCUGGAUGCGUCUAAAUUCAGAUUUCAUCACUGAUUAUUGGUGGAUUUCAUGGUGAAGAAAUUUAGUUAUUUCAACAAUUGUAAAUAAAGAUCUACAUUGAUUGUACUGUAGUUUCAUAAAUCUUAUUGAUCUACACCUUUGUAGAUAUGUGUACUUUUGAUGAUUUAUUAAAAUGAGAUUCUUU
Messenger RNA from Myripristis murdjan (pinecone soldierfish), 3325 nucleotides. Its product is annotated as ras-related protein Rab-8A. The transcript is spliced from 8 exons. Bases 31 to 651 code for a protein of 206 amino acids. Lineage: Eukaryota; Metazoa; Chordata; Actinopteri; Holocentriformes; Holocentridae. The record is from RefSeq and is a predicted model, not a curated record. Gene Ontology annotation, molecular function: GTP binding; GTPase activity.